Molecule: messenger RNA, 2293 nt
Organism: Copidosoma floridanum
Lineage: Eukaryota; Metazoa; Arthropoda; Insecta; Hymenoptera; Encyrtidae
Gene: Dip-C
Product: dipeptidase C
Molecular function (GO): metalloaminopeptidase activity; manganese ion binding
Source: RefSeq, a predicted model, not a curated record
UGUAUGCAUAACGUACAGUGCCGAUCUCGAGUCUUUAACGAUGAAACAAAAUUUUAUUUCACCAAAGUAUUUUUUAUUUUUAUCCACCACGGUCUCUUUUACAAUUAUCAGUCGCUAAGGCUAGGAGAUUAUUUUAUCAUUUGUCAUUGUUUGAUAAUCUCAUAGUAAUCUGGCUGUUGCGAUUAUCGGUGUUAUACACUUGAAAAAGUAUACUUACUUGUGGAGUACAGUAACGAGUGACUUGUGAUUUGAGAAGCAGUGAUUGCUGUGUCAGGUUGUUCGCAUAUAAUAAGUAUACUUACUUACUUAUCAGAGCCUUGUAUGCUGUUUGGUGACCUGCUUUAGUGAGUUUACAUUCGACGUUCAUAAAAUUUUUAGUAAAAACGUUGUCACAAUGGAGCAAGGGCCGUGCCACUUUGCCAGAGGCGUGCACACCAUGAAGGUGCCAAUGUCGCUGUUCGCGGAUAACCGCAGGAGGCUAAUCAAUAGGUUGCGAGAAAAACCGGAGGUCGCGGAGGUGGCUGGCUCGUUUGUACUGCUGCAGGGCGGCGUUGACGUACCUUUCAACGACACUGACGUCAACUGGCCGUUCCGACAGGAGUCCUUUUUCCAGUGGUGCUUCGGCGUCGAGGAGCCCGACUGUUACGGGGCUUUGGAUCUCGACAGCGGGGCUGCCAUUCUUUUUUUCCCGCGGCUGCCCGACGAGUACGCCACUUGGAUGGGACGACUAUUCAGCCUUGAGGAAUUGCGCCAGCGAUAUUCCGUCGACGAGGCUUACUACGUUGACGAGAUUCUCGACGUAUUCUCUAGAAAGGAAGCCUAUCGGUUUCUUACAUUGCAUGGGGUAAACAGUGAUAGCGGCCUUACGAGCAAGGAGGCGACAUUUACCGGUAUCGACAAGUUCAAAGUCAAUAAUGAAAUACUUUAUCCGGAGAUAUGUGAAUGUCGAGUCAUAAAGUCCGAGUCGGAAGUGGAGGUAAUGCGAUACGUGGUGAAGAUCAGCUCCGAGGCGCACAAGGCCGUGAUGAAGAUGGUCCGGCCGGGGGUGGCCGAAUUCCAGGCCGAGGCAGAAUUCAUGCGCUACGUUUACUCCGAGGGCGGCUGCAGGCACGUCUCCUACACUUGCAUCUGCGGAUCCGGGUGCAACGGCGCCAUCCUGCACUACGGCCACGCCGGUGCCCCCAACAACAAGAUCAUCCGGGACGGUGACAUGUGCCUCUUCGACAUGGGCGGCAAUUACUGUGGCUACGCGGCGGACAUAACUUGCAGCUUCCCGGCCAACGGCAAGUUCACCGAGGAUCAGAAGAUUGUCUACAACGCGGUGCUGGAGGCACGCGAUGCCGUGAUCGCGGCGGCAAAGCCUGGGGUGCUCUGGACGGAGAUGCACCUGCUGGCCAGUCGCACGAUGCUGGGGGCGCUACUGAGGGCCGGUCUGUUGCAAGGCGACGUCAAGGAUAUGAUAGCGGCGGGCUUGCACGCGGUUUUUCAGCCCCACGGUCUUGGGCACCUGCUGGGCCUCGACGUCCACGACGUCGGUGGUUACCUACCCGGUCACCCCGAGCGCUCGACCGAGCCCGGCCUUCGGAGCCUGAGAACGGCCCGUCCGCUCCUCCCCGGUAUGGUACUCACCAUCGAGCCCGGCUGUUACUUCAUCGACUGGUUAUUGGAAAAGGCCAAAAAAGAUGCCCGACAAUCUCAGUUCAUCGUGUGGAAGGAAAUUACACGGUUCUUCGGAUUUGGUGGCGUACGUAUCGAGGAUGACGUGCUCAUUACCGAGAACGGCAAUGAGAAUCUCACGAAAGUUCCCCGCACUGUUGAGGAGAUCGAGGCUUGGAUGGCUCAGGGCUGUAACAAAUUGCCGCUGCCAGAGGCUGUUCAAGCGAAUCAUCAUUAAAAAAUUUUGAACAAGUUGUUUCACAUGCAUGGGUUUCUGUAAACACAAGUUAUUAACGGUGGAAAAAUGUAAGCUUUGUGUUGAAAUCAGCUUGAAUGAUUGAUAAUGUUGCUAUACAUGUCGAAAAUAAGGGGAAUAUGUGCAAUGAUCGUGUUUUUCCAAUGUCCGCAUGGUAGAAAAAACACAGAUCAAAAUGUUUUCAACAAAAGUUGUCGGAAAAUAAAAACGAAGUAAUAUCGAUUAUUAAAUUCGAAAUGCAUGACGUGAUCGUCAAUUUUGUAUGAAUUAGUACGUCUAACAAGUGUACGCUAUUUCAUUCAAUACACCAAAAAGACACACGUGUCCCACCCGAACGAGAUUAAAAUACCAUAGUACAUUAUAAUUGAUGAAAAAAAAAAA